AUGCAACGACUUGAAUGUCAUGUAAAGAACUAUAAUUGGGGAAAGAAGGGCAACAAAAGUGAAGUGGCUCGGUUAUUCGCUGCUGGUCACAAAAACUUUGUGAUGGACGAAAAUGAGACCUAUGCUGAACUUUGGAUGGGUACACAUCCCGAUGGUCCAGCCGUGUUGUCAAAUUCGGCCACUCGACUGUCAUCGUUCAUCGCUAAAAGUCACUCGGCUAGUUACUUAAGUAACAAUAAUUGGAAGGAGGACAUUCAUUUGCCAUUCAUCAUGAAAGUCAUUCUACAAGUUCAUCCAACCAAGGUGAUUUCUUCUAGCCCAUCAGACAAGGCACAUGAAUCAGAACAAGCUGCACGCCUUCAUGAAAAAGACCCGGUUCACUACCCAGACAGGCAUCAUAAGCCUGAAUUAGCCUAUGCUUUAACGCAGUUUGAACUACUGUGCGGCUUCAGACCAGCGGAUCAAAUACUGAAAAAUAUUGAAGGUGAGGAAAUGAUGGAGAAAACCCGAACUCAUCCCGAUAUGGUCUCCGAUUACGUGGACGAACUGGUCGAAUUUCGCGGUUGCUUGACUGAUUCUACUGUCAAAGUCAUCCAGAAAAUGGCAAUAGACUUCCCUGGUGAUGUCGGUGUUUUCUCGCCGUUAAUUCUGAAUCAUAUAAUUCUGAAGCCAGGAGAAUGUUGUUACUAUGCAGCUGAGGAGUUACAUGCAUACCUUAGUGGAGAGUGCGUCGAGUGUGUCGGUUGUUCAAACAACACUAUUCGAGCCGCAAUGACUCCUAAAUUUAUUGAUAGAGAGGCUUUGUGUGAGGUGCUUAACUAUCGUAUGACACCGCCAGAAGAUUACCUCGUGACGGCCACUGCCCUCACUGAGUACCCUGGUGUCGAUGAGUACUCACCAAAUUGCAAGGAUUUUCAGUUGCAUAGGAUUCGAGUGUCCCCGGAUUUUUCCGAUUCAUUGCUUCCUGUGUUGGACUGCGCCUCUAUUAUGGUGAUCGUGGAAGGUUCUGGAGUUUUAGAAGAAGUCAAUACACCUAGUAGCAGUAGAUUAACGGUAAUUUCUUUUGGUAUCGGUUUUCUUCAUUCCCACGCUCUACUUCUACAUCACUUUCGCUUCUAA
This is a messenger RNA of Angiostrongylus costaricensis, 1119 nucleotides long. The record is from the annotation of a GenBank genome assembly. NCBI's taxonomy places the organism in Eukaryota, Metazoa, Nematoda, Chromadorea, Rhabditida, Metastrongylidae.